Molecule: messenger RNA, 366 nt
Organism: Rotaria sp. Silwood1
Lineage: Eukaryota; Metazoa; Rotifera; Eurotatoria; Philodinida; Philodinidae
Source: the annotation of a GenBank genome assembly
AUGUCAUCAUCGCGUUCCGAUCACAGAAUAUGUCUUCAAAUUAAUAAAACACAUUCAAUAUGCUAUGUUGACAACAGCAGACGACGAUGUGAUCCAUCACAUCAAACAUAUGUCAGUAUCAGUAGUCAUGCUGAACUUGUUCAAGAUAAAGCCAAGGCUAAAGAAUUAGGGCAGUCGUAUUUGAAAGCUUGGUUUCCACAAGAACUUGAUGAUCCUAAUUUAGGUUUACUCAAAGUAACCAUUGAAGGCGCUGAAUAUUGGGAUUCAGCAUCAUUACUUAUGGUUCGAGCUGUUGGUUAUGUUAAAGCUGCACUUGGUAAUCCAUCAACACUCGAAGGUGAAAAUAAAAAAGUCGAUUUUUCAUGA